UGACAACGGUACGGGCGGACGGUGCCGUAAUUUUUGAGCGCGGUGGCCGUAAUAAGAGUUUCAAUAGCGUUUGCUUUUGCAUCUUCCAUCGCAAAGACGAGGUCGUUGACAAACUGUAUCGAAGAUUAAAUAUUUGCGAGUUCGUGCCUCGCACUGUUGUCUGCGUAGAGUGCAAACAUGGAUUUUGGUCGCACCUGUAUUUACGACCUAUGUUGUCGAUUGCAGUCUUCUUUUCUUCAGUCGUAAAGUCUGGACAGUCGUCCUCACUCGUCACAAAAUUUUAUGGAUUUUGUAGUGCUCAUCGAAUAUCUUCUUGGCGUAAAGUUUUAUUAACUGUUAUCCACAAGACUUUGAUAAUGAAUUUAGUCCAAGCACAGGAAGCAGUGGAAGAGUUGUUGGAAUGUACAAUCUGUAUAAAUCCUUACGAGGCAUCUGGUCCCAGGACACCAAAGAUGCUUCCUUGCCAACAUGUAUUUUGCUUGGAUUGUAUCGAAAAUAUUGCUGAUGGAGAAAAGUAGGUAUUGAAG
Styela clava is the source of this 527-nucleotide messenger RNA. RefSeq lists its product as uncharacterized. Gene Ontology annotation, biological process: protein ubiquitination. The record is from RefSeq and is a predicted model, not a curated record. Gene Ontology annotation, molecular function: ubiquitin protein ligase activity. NCBI's taxonomy places the organism in Eukaryota, Metazoa, Chordata, Ascidiacea, Stolidobranchia, Styelidae.